GAAUUAGUGUUUGGGCACACUAGUUUCUGUGGGCAAUAAACAAAAAGUGAACUCUUUUGCAGCAAGUUCAACUACAAAUAUGUAGGAGUAUAAUUUUUGCAGCAAGAAAUUAAAUAGCAGCAACAAUAUGGAGCGCUUCGCUUUCAAGAUUGAUGCGGCUCUCAAAGCAAACUUGUACAAGAUCUGUCGUUUGUGCGGCAUCGAUAAUCCGACGAAGGUGCCAAUACUACCCGUUGAGAGUGAUGUUGUGGACCUGGACGAGCCCAGUCUGAGCCAAAAAGUUUUCGAAUUGGUUGGCUUUACGGUUACGCGCAACGAUAAAAUGCCGCAGACAAUGUGCAGCCUGUGCGUGGAUAAAAUCAAUGAUUUUUAUGAGUUUAGAGAAAUGUGCUACGCAACAAACAAUCAAACUCGAAAACUACUUGGCCUGAAAAGUGUGGAUCCCCAAAAGAUUGUAGAUGUGAAACCGAUAUUUAAAAGCGAGCCGUUAACAGCAGCCACACCUGCCAAGCGCGGGCGUAAACGUAAAACGGAAGACGCCGCCAGUAGCAGUAACAAAUCAAAUACCCCUGAUAUCCCUUUGGAUGCUGUCAAAAAUGAGCCACUAAGCUGGCGGAAAAAGCUGCGUUUGCAGCCUCAGCCACAGUUGUUGACAGCGAACAAAACGGAAAUAAAGGAGGAGCCUGCUGAGGUAAAAAAGUGUUCAAUAUCCGCCAAGAAGUCUCGGAAAGCCAUUUGCAGUGUGUGCAGUGAACGUUUCGAGAGCAAGGAGCUGGCCGAGCAGCAUAAGGCAGCAGAACAUGUACCCACAAUAUUGCGCUAUUAUUGUACCGCCUGCAAUCAGGGUCAUCACAAUCUCAGCGAUAUCAAAGCCCAUCAGCUAUGGCACAAGCUCUCUAAGACACCUUACCAGUGCCCACUGUGCAAUGCAAGCAUAGCAAACAAUUAUGCCUACUCUCGACAUCUGCGCGAGCAUACAUCACCCACCCCUAUCGAGUUGCUGGUGCUAGAUCGCGAGUGUCCACUGUGCAAGAAAACGUUUCUAACAAAUUUCUUUUACAAUACACAUCCCUGUGCCCGGCGCACACGCCAAUGUGGUGGGUGCAACCGGCCGCUCAGCAGUGAAGUUGCCUAUAUGCGCCAUGCGCCGCAUUGUGCAAAGAUCUACUUGAAUCACUCCAAGCACAUAAUGCCUGAGGCUGCUAGCCAUGAAUCAGAGAUGCGUAUCAAAAACGAAAACGAUUUGGAAGCCGAGGAUAAUGCGCAAUCAUCCAAUGUAUACACAAAGCAAAUUGAAAUGCAGCCAGUGGUUGUGCUCGAACGCUUGGGAUCACCACUAUUGCGCGCUUCAUCCGCGGGUCGUAGCGCUGACCGGGUGUCAUCCAAAAAUUAUUUGAAACGCGUCGAUCAGUUGCUUAAGAACACAAUGAACACGCUUGUUAGCAUUAAGCACGAGCCGGAGGUGCACAUCGAUGACACUGUGCCACCGCUAGCCUCUGAAGAGCCUGAUAGCGACCCAAGUGAUGAACCGCCUCCUUGUGAUGACUUCCAUGCAGAUGCUGGCUACGAUGAUAGCGACGAGGAUGCAGCCAAUGGCAGUGCCAAUGCAGAAGCUGUUCCCUCAUCUAAUCCGACAGCUGAGUCUGUGAAACAGGAAGUCAUUGAUGAGUCCUACGAGAAGCAGUUAAUGUCCAGCAGCGAUGGCAUGCAAAUAAAGCAGGAGCCACUUAAGCUGAAGCUGAAGAUAACCAAAAAUCAUGGGCAGCUCAAUUCAUCAAUCGUGGAUGAUGACAAUGAGGUGCAGUCCAAGAGCGCUAAAAAGAAAAAGAAACGAAAGCAUAAGGAGCGUAAUAAGGAUUCGGAAGCUAGCGAUAAAGCAACGGAAUCGGCCACAGCUCCUGAGGAAUCUCCAAUCGAAGAAAGCGUAGAGACUGCAGGGAGUGCUAUUAUGAAUAUAAAGCAGGAACGUUUGGAUGACAGCUUUGCUAGUGAUUUUGCGCCACGGGAAGAGUUCGAGCCACAAUCUACGGUCAUGACGAGUAUACCACUGCUACAACUGGAGCGUAACUACACCGAGGAAAGCCAAAAGUUACCCGAAGAGCAAGAAGAUGUUAAGCCGAAUCGAUUGGAACUCGAUCGCAUAAUGCAAAUAACUCAUAUAGCUAGCGGUGUGCUCAUGGCAGAGGAGGCAAUGCCACUAGAGAACGCCGUGGAAGCAGUGCCCCAGGAGGACCAUGUGGUCGAAAGGCCAGCAAAUCCCACUAAGAAGAUUGCAACAAAAUCUACAGCACGUAAAAGCACGGGAGGCGCCAUGCAACGGAAUGUUGCGUCUUCGUCAAAUUCACUGCCAACCACAGUAGAGCAGCUACCACAAAUUGUGGCAGUGGAAAGUGGUGCCUCGGUGCCUUUCAAUUCAGUUGCUAUCAAACCGGAGCCCCUGAAUCGUGGCUACGCGGAUGAGGAGCUGGAGUGGAGCGGCCAAAAUGAAAUGGAAGCAGAGCAUGAGACAAACAAAUCCAAUGAGAUAAACCACAAUGACAGCAGAGACGAUGAGGCGGCAUAUAUAAACAGUCUAGACUUAAGCAAUGUAAUUAUUAAGCAGGAGAAGGACUUGCAUAUCUCGGAUGUCGAUAUCAAUGGCAGUGAAGCUGACAACACGCAUUACAAUGGCUUGCACGAGAGUGAGGAUAGUGCGGAAGAUGAAAACGUCGACGGCGAUUAUGACGAUGGUAGCGCCUCGUCUGCCGAUGAAGCAGACGAGAACAUGGACACGUACGAAGACCGGGAGGAACGCAUUUAUCGUGAAAUAGAACUACAACCGUUAGAUGAGCCGGAUACGGUUAAAAGCCCGGCUCCAGAAACGCAAAAUGAGUCCGUAAUGCCACAGAAGCCAACGGAGCCGCAUCCGGAAAUAGCAACAGAUUCGGCCCCGGAGCCAGAGGGCACGUCAAUGGAGACACAAAGGGAGGCACAGGAAGAGCAGCCUCAAUCAAAAAUACAGACAGUGGAAACAGCCAUAACCGCAUUGGAGGAACAAACAAUUGUUGAGACACCAAGCGGAUCGGAAAUACAUUCGGGAGAGUCCCCAGAUAUGGUCGUACAGUCAGAGUCUGAUCAAGAAAGACAACAAAAUUUGUUGGAGUUGCCAGAGGAACCACAAAUCCCAAGCGAGUCCGAGUCUCAACCCCACCCACACAGUGAAUCAGCUUUCAAUUUUGUCAUCACUAGUGUCUGUAGUCAGGCAGAGCAGCAUCCAUUGGCAGCUAACGACGAGCAGCUCGAAGACAUCAACUCGGAGCCACCUCAGUUGGAUGCCGGUGAGAAAAGCGCAAAAAGUGAGGAGCAAAACACAUCUCCGGUUGUGACCCUAAGCGCGCCCAAGGAUAGCGAGACACUGGCCCAGCCAGUCUACGCCAGCUCCUCGAACUACAAUUGCGCUGAGGAGCAACAGAAUGUGCUCAACCAUGAGCUGUCCGCCACUGUGCAAGAGACACAUCGUGAGACGGAAUCGGAAACAGAUCCCUCGACCGCAGCAGUUUGCAUUGCGGCGCUAGCUGAAGAUGCUCACAGCGCCAACGAAGAGACUGAGAACCGCAUCAAUGAGCAGCAGCAGCAACAGCUGGAGCAAGUGCAGCUGGAGCCGAUGCAACAGCGUUUGGCACUCGAUGAUGAUUCGAAUAUCAAUGAAAUAGCAGAGAAUAACAAUAAUGCCAACAUUGAACGGGAGCUCAACGACGAUGCAAAUGUGGCUCAGGAAAACCCAAUGGAAUAAGAUAAAUUUAAAUUCCUAACUAAAUUUAAGCAUACACUUACGUUCGCUUAUAUAGACGCCAUAAACUCACUUUGUAAAUAUAUAAUACACGUAUUUCAUACAGAAUCCUUAACUUAGUCGCAUAAUACUCGUAUAUAUAAUAUAUACGUUACCAAAAUUCGAAUAAUUUAAUGCAUGUAAAUUGGAAAAUAGUUUAAGUUAGAUAUACACAACUUUAUUUACGUUAAUUACAUAAAUUAAUGGCUUAUAUAAUACAAUAUAGAAUACAU
Messenger RNA from Drosophila navojoa, 4041 nucleotides. RefSeq lists its product as uncharacterized. The record is from RefSeq and is a predicted model, not a curated record. Gene Ontology annotation, cellular component: nucleus. Lineage: Eukaryota; Metazoa; Arthropoda; Insecta; Diptera; Drosophilidae. Gene Ontology annotation, molecular function: zinc ion binding.